Caenorhabditis elegans is the source of this 2382-nucleotide messenger RNA. RefSeq names its product SP-RING-type domain-containing protein (gene Y56A3A.30). The record is from RefSeq and is marked reviewed. The transcript is spliced from 5 exons. The coding region runs from base 3 to 2306 and encodes 767 amino acids. NCBI's taxonomy places the organism in Eukaryota, Metazoa, Nematoda, Chromadorea, Rhabditida, Rhabditidae.
AAAUGAACGACGAAGACAGUGAGGAAAGGCGUCAUCACCCUAAAGUACCCCGGCUUGCUAGGCAAUCACAUCCCGAACCACCUGGUCCUAGUUCAAGCACAUCCAGCACUCCACUCUUCACCGAUCCAACGAUUCACACGAUUCUCGAUCAGAUAGGCCAACGACUAGCGAGCUUCAGCGAAAGUGAUGUGAAACGAAUCAAAAACUACUUGAGCACUGUAACAGUGACACAGGAAGCGUGUGUUCUGUUGCUUCUGCCCAACAAAGAACGGGAGAAGCUAAUGUUUGCCGAGAUUGAAAGACAUAUACUGGAAAACUAUGAAUAUAGUAUGAUAAUUCAUCGAUAUGUGAAUGAUGUGCUGAAGCAUGCCAUCGAAACACAGUUCGUUAAUCCGGAUAAACUCGACGAGAGCAACGAUGCUUGGAAGGACGGAUUGAAGAUGAUUAGCGAGCAAAAGAUGAGAAGCUCGCGGUACACGGCAGCUCGGGCUCGAAGUCAGCGGUUCGCAAUCGCGAAUGAUAGCUACUUCCCGAGGCCUGAGAUUGUGCCUAGUACAGAUCAUCCUGUCUUCGCUUCAAGACCUUCGGUUUCUACCCAGGAGGUUCGAACUGGGCGCCAACAAAUAGAUCAGGAAGUUUCUGGCAGGAAGCGAGAAUUUCAUGGAAAGCUGAUUCCGAUCACAGGCGUGGUUGAAGAGCCAAGUGUCAGAAUAAAUGCCGAACUUCAGCAGUCAGAAACGCAACAAAUUGGAGACAGUUCAGAUCAAACAGAUACUGCGACUCCGAUAAGCGACAUAGCCACUCAUCAGGAUCCGGAAAACGAAAUCAGUCCAUCAGUGACAGAAGGUUCCAAUGAUAUUGCUGACGAUGCUGGAGCAGGAGACGACUUUUCGGAAAGUACUACUGGAGCUGUGCAGCCUGAGCAACAAGCAUCCGAGCACUCCAACUCGGAAGGUGUCGAGAAGUCAAGCUGCGCUGAAUCUCUUAAAGAACAGCCAGAUCAGUCGAGCCCAGCCGUUUCUAAUACUGUUUCGGAAAACUCUAAUACCGAUAGUGAAAUAUGCUCUGGAAUAGAUCAAAAUCCGAAUUCGGAUAACCUGGAAUCUACGAUUGAUGUGGGUGAGCCGCUUCGCAACACCUCCGAUCAGCCAUCUCCUGAUCCUUGUUCUGAUGUCCAGAUAGGAGUGAACAGCACCACCAAGCAAUCCACUGAUCCUUCUGUGAACGUUCAGCUUGGACACAAAAGCUCCGAUCAGCCAUCAACUGAUCCUUCGGCACAUGCUCAGUUGGAGGACAACUGCACCAUCCAGCCUUCAACUGAUCCUUCUUCGAACGAUCAGCUGGGAGACAAUACCUCCGACCAGAAUUCAACUGAUCCUUCUUCCGACGUUCCGAUGGAAGACCCUGGAGAAUCAGGAUCAGCUGCUUCAACGCCUCCACCCGACUGGGAUGUUGCAGAAGUUCCGAUUCCUCAGUGUAGUGGCCACUCUGACGGCAAUAUCGGAGGCACGAAUGAAGUUACACCACCGGAACAAGAAGCUCAAGUAUUGGCUCCAAGACGUUCAGAGAGAUCUCGUAUAAAAAAUAUUUGGCUCAGCCGAGAUGAAGUCGAACGAUUGAGAUAUGAAUUUGUGCCACCGCCGUCCAGAAAAGAUAUUCCGAAGUGCACUGCCAAGAAGCCCGAAGCUGAGAUACCGAAUGUAGAGCCAGAGUCCAGUUCAACUGUAGAAUCACAGAGAGAUGAAGAUCAAGCGGUUGCGAGCGCCUCUUCCGUAGCUGAACCUCUGGAAGAAGCCACUACAACGAGUGUGCCAGAGCCAACAGAGUUUCAAUUGUCACGGGACAUUUAUAGCACUGUAAAGCCGACUGAUGAGGCUCAUAGCCCGCCGAUUCAAGCCCAACCGAAGAAAAAAGCCACGCCAAGACGGAAGAAAGCAGAUGACGUGGAAACUGUAGUAGCUGACGGAACAGCGACGAUCCCGAAGCCGAAGAGAAAAAGGCCGCCGAGGAAGAAGCCUGAGCCGAAGCCGAAUAUCGUUUUUGAAACAACGCCGAAUCCUCCGACAGAAAGCUUCGCAGCCAACAACAAUUUCCAGCAGUUCCAGUUUCAAAAUCAGCCUGGUAGUUGGACCUACAACAAUGGAUUCGGCAAUGGAUAUGGGUACGGCGGUGGAACCACUGGAUACAUGGAUAAUCUUGUUGGCAGAGGGUUUGACACGGUUUCUCAGCAGCCUGGAUUUCAGAAUCAAGGUUACGAAUUCACCGGUUUGCCUGCAAAUAACUCGAAUAAUUUCCCAUUUUUGUGAUUUAAUUUUUCAAAUAUCCUUAUCUAUGCCCUCAGGUUUAUUUUAUCUCAUUUCCACUCGUGUUUUUUGAAUAAAA